Molecule: messenger RNA, 1232 nt
Organism: Macrosteles quadrilineatus (aster leafhopper)
Lineage: Eukaryota; Metazoa; Arthropoda; Insecta; Hemiptera; Cicadellidae
Product: orexin receptor type 2-like
Exons: 8
Coding region: 24-1232 (402 amino acids)
Biological process (GO): G protein-coupled receptor signaling pathway
Cellular component (GO): membrane
Molecular function (GO): neuropeptide Y receptor activity
Source: RefSeq, a predicted model, not a curated record
UGACGUAUAAGAUGAAGUAAGACAUGAUCGAGAUGAAUUGCUCUGAUGAAGAGGAUAUUUACCAGCUGGGCGACAAUGAGACAACCAACCAGCUGAUUGAUCAGCUGAUUAGAGAGUUCAGCAAGGCUCAGCUGAGGUACAGCGAGGUUCGCCAUAUCGUGCUGAUAGCUUGCUACGUACCACUCUUCCUGAUAGCUGCUGCUGCUAACUCUCUUAUCAUCAUCGUCGUCUUCAAGUACCACUAUAUGCGCAGUGUGACCAACUACUUCUUGGUGAACCUGUCAGUAGCAGAUCUUCUGGUGACGUUUAUCUGUAUGCCGAUGGCUGUGGCUCAGUCCGUCACGGGACUUUGGCUCUAUGGGGAGACUAUGUGCAAGCUGACGUCAUACUUACAAGGUGUUAGCGUAGGAGCCAGUGUCUUCACCAUCACCGCUAUGAGCAUAGAUAGAUACUUGGCUAUCCGACAUUCUAUGGCAUUCAGAAAAGUGUUUAACCGCAAGUCUACAAUAUAUAUGAUACUGUUGCUAUGGGCGGUGUCCCUGGCCAUAUUCCUCCCCGUGUUGUGGGUGCGACAGACAGAGCUGGUGGACCUGGGGGAUGAUCCUCGGUUGUCAGCAGCCGUCAGGAAGUACAGUCUCACCUGGUGUAUAGAGGACUGGCCACAUCGCUCCAGACACUUCUAUGGGGUGUUCUGCUUCGUGCUGGUGUACCUGACGCCAGGGUGUGUGGUGAUCCUGGCCUACACGCUGAUGGGUCGUAGACUCUGGGUGGUGCGGCCGCCGUUUGACAAGGACGAAGGAAGCGUCAGCAACCAACAGGUGCGGUUAGUAAAGGAAAGAAGAAGGGUGGCACGUAUUCUGCUGCUGCUCGCAAUCCUGUUCGCACUCUGUUGGCUUCCUUAUAACGUCCUGUCCCUUCUGCUAGACCUGGACCUGAUAAUACCUACUACGCUUAUGAAGUGGUUCCCCUUCACACUGCUGCUAGGACACGCCAACUCUGCCAUCAACCCUCUCCUGUAUUGCUUCAUGACUCGCAACUUCCGUCGCACAGUCCGCAGUCUCUUCUGCCAGACAGGCAUCUCUAGACCUCGUCCACGACAAAGGAUGAAAAAUCGCAGCGCCACGUCGUCCAGUGGAUACGCUUCGCACCACAGUCCUCAUCGGCGCUGCUACGUGCUCAGCCAGCCUCAGCGAACAACAGGCACCCAGCUGCGAACCCUCCACCCGCUGUGA